UUUCCCUAUAGGAGUCAAGUCGCGCAUUCUGCAGCUCUCAGGUUUCACUCUUCACUACAGUACGAACCCACGAAUCCGGAGGGAUUGUCCUUCUCAAACAGUCUAGCCCCACUGCUGAGGUUUCCGUCCUAGGAGAAGAAUGUGAACUUGAAAAGUUUCGCAGCUUUUUGCAGCUUCGAAGUUGAAGUGGAACUCAAAGGUGCACGGUGCGAAAGCGCAACAAGGGUUUUCCACACACACACACACACACACACACACACAUACACACACACACACACACACACACACACACACACACACAUGCAGCCUGCGGAUGUAAAUAAGAUAUCAAGAGUCUGAGGACAAAAAGAGAGAGCGGAAUAAUGAAGCUUGGGUGUGGGUUCUGCAGCCUACUGCUGUUUCAUGCCAUAGGAAUGAGGAUGAUGAUGUGGCGAUGAAGGACCCAAGGACAGACCUGUGUGAAUCCUAAACAGCUGGAACAGCUUUUUUUGUGAUGCAUACCAUCCCUAAAGCAUGCCAGUGAGAUGAUGUGCUCGGCCAUGCAGAAGGCUCUGGGAGCAGGGAUGAAGCUGAAAGUGAAGCGGCGCUACAUUGUGCUCUUUCUGUCUCUCCUCACCCUGUCAGUAAUGAUGAUAAACACAUAUUCACCUUUGCCCUGUGAUCAGAAAUGUUUGCUAUCACAAGGGCCUCACCAUAACCAACCCACUGAGGCAGGAGCAAGGAACUCUAAGCAUCUACCGCCAAACAUUCAUAGGGGAUCUUGGAAGCUUUCUAAAAUGAAAGCGUCAGAAAAGCACAUAUCAGUAAUUGACGACCACCAACAUAGAGGCAGUAAACUACAGGAAAAUGUCCAUUUUUCAACCAGAAGUAAUACUAAAAAUACGUUUGUGAAAUUAAAACAAGUGUUUUAUCAAGGCAGAAACAAGCACUCCUCCCAGACAAAUAUGGCCAAUACAAAGGAAAGGUUAUCCAACCAACCAGGCAAUGGCAAUGACUCCAAAUAUUCCAGCCACCUUCAUGUUCCCAGACAUGACCAAACCAUACAUCACUCAACCAGCAUACAUUCCCUCCACCCAGAUAUUAAGCCAUGCAGGCACAAAUGCACUCCAGAUGGGCCCAAACCAGAGGGGCUGAAGGGGAAAGACAGUGUAGGGCUGUCUGCAGAAUUUGAAUUGGCCUCAAAAGGAACCAAAACAUAUGAAAGUCAAGCAAAAUUCUCUGAGAAGAAACAGCACCACUUUAUGGUUGAAAACAACCAAGUUUCUGGAGAAGGGGCUGAGGGGAGGGACUUCACGACUAGUUGGUGUGAGACUUUUCAUGAUCAGCAUUUCAGGCAAGUUUUGGACCAAACUAGAGCUGAAUCUUUGCCCUGGUUUAGUGAGGAUGAUGUGAAGAAAAUGAAUCUCCUUGCCAGAGGCACUGUGUUGAGUAAAGACAGAAUUCCAGGCCAUGGCCAAGUGCUUCAAGUGGGACUUGGUAGUUGCAAUGAAAACACUACAUUACUAAAAGGGGACCAUAACAGACUCUGCCAGACAGGGCAGUGUGCCCUGAUAAAGCGCCCCAGUGAUUGGUUUGAGGUUCUUGCGUUCCAUUUGGACAGGGUCUUGGGUUUGAACCGCAGUCUUCCAGCAGUGCUAAGGACCUUUAAAAGUGACCUAUUACCAUAUAAGUAUACCAGUGGUUCUGCCAGACCUGUGGUGUGGUGGGACCCAGAUAUUCAGCAUCUAGCUGAUGAUGAUAAUGACCAGAACUCAUUUUCCCUCACCUGGCCCCAAUAUCAGGAUCUGCUAAAAGCAAGAUGUGGGAUGCAAGUGCCUCUGAACUCAGCAGUGUGUGUAGGUGUACACCAUUCAGAGUGGGGAAGAUUGGCACUGUUUGACUUCCUGUUACAGGUAAAUGACAGACUGGACCGGUACUGCUGUGGGUUCCAGCCUGACCCUGCUGAUAUGUGUGUGGAAAACCUUCUGAAUGUCAAAUGUGCAAACCCUAAACAUUUAAUGCUGGUGCAUAUUCUGGUUCGGAGGACAGAUCCCUCCAGACUAGUGUUUAUAGAUAAUGCAGGCAGGCCUCAUCAUCCACAAGACAACCUCAACUUCAGACUGAUUGAGGGCAUUGAUGAGUUUCCGGAGAGAGCCAUCUCAGUGCUGCAGUCUGGCUGUCUGGAGCAGCUGCUCCUGCGCUCGCUGUCUGUGGAUAAGGAGCUGUGGGUGAGUCAAGGAGGAGCAGCAGGCCUCAGAGCCACCAUCUACACUCUUCAGCACAGAGCUCGAAUCCUGCUGCAGCACAUCCAGAACAAGAGAGUAAACAGCGAUCUGUGAAACUAUACCUAUUUAAAAGAACUUAUACUGACUACAAGCAGGCAAGUUAAAAGUUUGCAAGUUGUGAUUUUUAAAAUGAAUAAUAGGUGGUGAUAUCUGCAGCUGCUGCUGCAUUGUGUGCAAAACAGUAAUAAUAUACUAAAGGUGGUGCUACAUUUAUUUGGCAAUGUGAAACAACGGCUUGGUGCAGCGCACUUAUAAGAAAGUAGGUUAUCUAAUAUUGAUACUGACCAUUCUCAAGAGUAAAUCUGGGAUGUUUUUAUUGAAGAUAGUCUUUUUCACUAUCCUCAAAAUUCUUUGUACAAAAAAAAAAUCCACACACACAAAAUAAAUAAACUGGCAAGCUAAUCUAAGAGUAAGCUAGUUAAGUUAGUUAGCUAGUUAAAGCAUCUGUGUCUCUUUCAGUACUACACUUGAUUUAGCAAAUGUGGGAAGCCAAGGUAAACUUUUUUAAAACUGUAUCAUACAAUAUACUAUUGAGUUGUGAGGCUGUUUUGCAGAAAGGAAUUUGGUGUGUUGAACAUUGUUGUAUGCUCAGAAUAUUCUUAUUGAAAUCCCAGUAUGCAGUAGAGUCCAGAGAUUUUAUCAGUUCUGGAUACAAAGUAGAUUACAUCAUACUUUACUAAUUGAAGUUAUAAUCACAAUAAUGCAUGACACAUAAAAGACUCUACUGCCUCGUUUCCAGGUCAUUAAGAGAUUACAGUUAAUGGUGUGUGUGUUAGGAGCAUACACAUGCCAGCAUCGGAAUGAAAUGAUCUUUCUUGGUUUUGUUUUGUUUAAAAUGGGAGAAAAUGGUGUCUAAAUUUCAGUUGUAUAUAAGGAGUCAUCAAACUGAUAUAAAGUUUGUUUUACAUAAUGUAUUCUUGAUAAGCAUCGUGUGAAUACUAGUUGUACUAAGUUUUGAUACAUGAUCAAAUGAAAAAGUUUGUAGUGUGUUCAGUGUAUUUGGAUUGUACUGGGGCCAAAUCGGCCGGUCAUCUGCGAACAGUGUGAACAGGAGAACAAACUGAAUGUUGCCCGACUGAAUGUAGAAAACUGAAGAGAUGCUGCUUGGUGGAAAGGCAUGUCUAAGAAAGGAAAUACUGUCAGCAUUUCUUCUGCUACAAAGAGGGCUAACUCUUUCAGUUGUACAGCUUUGCUUGGUUGACCCAUUUGCAAAGACAUUGUGGUGCUAAAUAGUUAAACAAUGCUUCAGUGUUUUAGCCGAGGUAUGAGGAUUGGCUUCUGGUUUAAGCAAAAAAGAAAAAAAUAUUAUUUGUGUUGUUAACACGGGAAAUCUCUGAAAUUUCUGUUCAUAUUUAGUAAUUGAGGAGAAUAGCUCUAUGUGAAACUUAGUCAAGUUUUCUUUUCCCAGAAUGUUGUGAUGUGUAUGUUGUUUGUACUUAUGUUUUGUAUGCCUGCCAGAAUAAUUAUUUUUGGAAUUGUUCAGGAGAAUUCAACUGAACUGAAUUGAAUUGAAUUGAAUUUGAUCAAAGGUCAAGCUUUUCUAUAGAAUUUAAAUGUGGGUUUCAAACCUCUAAGCAGAAAUACAUUGCUGUCAGAACAUCUGAUAUAACUAUGAACAAAAUAUGAACUUCAGCAUUAUAACACCAUAAAUAAUAUUACAAAAUUAACACUUGUAUAAUUCCAUCCAUAACGCUUAUCCUACACGGGUUAUGGGGAGCCUGGAGCCUAUCCUGGAACUCUGGGCACAAGGCGAGGGACACCCUGGACAGUGUGCCAACUCCAACCUCGGAGGUGCGAGGCAAACGUGCUAACCAUUAAACGUGCUUUUUAAAAUAAUAAACCAAAUCAACAAAAUAAUCAGCACCUGCAUUAAACAAUGUUCAUACCAUCACUGAGUAAAAUUAAGCCCAUAAUGAGUAAUUACAAUUAACUAUGGAUUAUAUUCAUGCAUUCAUCUCCAGUGCUUUAUCCUUGUCACAGUCAUGGACCCAGAGCCUAUCCUGGGAUCGCUGGUUGAAAAGCUGGAAUACGACCUGGAUGGUUUUAACACAGUUAUAAUACCUUUCUCUUUUGUAAAAGAUUGUCUCUUUUAUCCAGUUCAUUCCAGCCUUUCACAUGUGCAAUGCGUAUUUUUCUAAUUGUCAGCCAACAACUUGCGUGUAUAUUCUGCUUCUAAUCACACUUGAAUGCAGUUCAACUAAAUUCCUCUUAUCCUUGUACGAAGAGUUCAUCAGAGUAUACAGAUGUUUAACAGCUGGAAAUACCAUGGUUGGAUUAAAAAAACAUACUAAACACACACACACACAUAUAUAUUAUAUAUAUAUAUAUAUAUGAGAGAGAGAUUUAAACUUCCUUAUUGAUUUAAAUAUUUAAUAUUUAAAUAUGUGAAGUGUUAAAAACCUACACGAAGAAUGAGUAAAACCAUUCAUUACUAUUUUCAAUCAAAGGUUAUGAUUUUUUAUUACCUCAUUACUGUAGAAGUUGACAAAUGAUCAUUCUGUCAAAACAAACAAACAAAAAAAAAACUUAGUGGAGUCAUUUGUAGUUAUAAACAUACAGCUUCAGACCUUUGAUUGUUCCAACAAAAACAGUUUUAGUAAUAUCUGGCAUCAUGCAGACUUUUGCUGUUGUAGAUUUCCUUUUCUUUCUUUCCUUCUUUUUUUUUUUUUUUUUUAUUGUUACAGUAUAUUACAGAGUUGCUUCUCCACUGCAGUAUGAUUAAAUAGCACAAUACAGCUGA
Ictalurus punctatus (channel catfish) is the source of this 5004-nucleotide messenger RNA. RefSeq names its product golgi associated kinase 1A (gene gask1a). Bases 525 to 2318 code for a protein of 597 amino acids. Gene Ontology annotation, cellular component: Golgi apparatus. The record is from RefSeq and is a predicted model, not a curated record. Lineage: Eukaryota; Metazoa; Chordata; Actinopteri; Siluriformes; Ictaluridae. The transcript is spliced from 6 exons.